CUAACAGUGUUCUAUGGCACUCGAUGUGACAGAAACAAAGUGUUGACCGAAUUGAAUAGUUGAUAGAAGUUGCUCAUCAGCUUUAUGAACAAAUUUUUCAUUUGUUCAAGAAGAGUGUAAAAACACUUUCAAAUAAAAUGUUCGCAGCUUCUCCGAACACACGAGAGACAUGGUUAAAAGUGUUUGCAUUGAUAUGUGGAAUUUUCAUUGGGUGUUUAUACGCAUCUUUCGGGCGAUCGGCGGCAAAAUCAUGGUUUGGAAGUUCAAAUACGCAGUUCACAACGGUUGAACCAAUCACCGAAAAACCGGAAAUAAACGAAACGGCUCAAUUUUUAGUGUCCGAUGAUACAACUAUUGCCAACGCCUUGGCACAAAAAGUGCGAGUUCUUUGCUGGGUUCACAAUAAUAAUCCGGAAAAAGAGCAAAUUGAUGCGAUUCAGAAGACUUGGGGUGUUCGUUGUACAAAAUUCAUUGUGAUAAAAAAAUCCGGUGGCAAUUCAACAGAUUCUUUCAAUAUACCAAAUGACAGAAAUUCAUCGUCAAAUAUUGAAAAUGCCUAUCGAUUUAUCUUCGACAAUUAUGCAACGAAAUUUGAUUGGUUUUUGAAAACGACGGGCAGUUCAUAUGUUGUAAUGGAGAAUUUACGUUAUAAACUAUUCCCAUAUAAUCCAACCGAUGCAAUUGGAAUAGGUCUGGCAUUGAAAAAUGGCAAAUAUAAUCUAAGUUAUCUUUCAGAGAAGGCUGGCUAUGUUCUGAGCACAAAAGCAUUAGAAAUGCUUAUAAAAGCAUUUGAUAAACAAGGGGAUAUUUCACUGGCGGAAGAGAUACACAACGAUGAACUUCGAAUCGCAAUGUUUCUGGAUUUUGUCGAAGUCCCGUUUGCCGCCAAUAAUGAUACGGAUGACAAGCAACUGUUCUUCGAUAAACAUCUUGACGAAUUCUUUCUACCGAAUCCAAAUGUUACCUUUCCAUAUCCGUGGUAUCAAGAUUAUAAAGUUAACCACUAUCUGGACCAUGCAUCAAACUAUUCAAUAGCGUUCUGUGACAUCAGCUGGCAACAUAUGUUCGUCAUGGAAUUUCUCAUUUAUCAACUUCGACCGUACGGAUUGGAAACAAAGCAUCCACCGUUACCAGAACUUAAUCAACAUUAGCAUAUAUUUUCAAUCUAUCUUUUACUUUUCCGAUUUCAGUUUUGUUUCAUUUGAAAUCACUGAUUAUUUUUUGAAUAAAUUACUUUUAAUGUU
Contarinia nasturtii (swede midge) is the source of this 1244-nucleotide messenger RNA. RefSeq names its product glycoprotein-N-acetylgalactosamine 3-beta-galactosyltransferase 1-like. The record is from RefSeq and is a predicted model, not a curated record. Gene Ontology annotation, molecular function: N-acetylgalactosaminide beta-1,3-galactosyltransferase activity. The coding region runs from base 138 to 1151 and encodes 337 amino acids. The transcript has a single exon. Lineage: Eukaryota; Metazoa; Arthropoda; Insecta; Diptera; Cecidomyiidae.